This is a messenger RNA of Aspergillus ruber CBS 135680, 2157 nucleotides long. RefSeq lists its product as uncharacterized. NCBI's taxonomy places the organism in Eukaryota, Fungi, Ascomycota, Eurotiomycetes, Eurotiales, Aspergillaceae. Gene Ontology annotation, molecular function: protein binding. The transcript has 2 exons. Bases 1 to 2157 code for a protein of 718 amino acids. The record is from RefSeq and is a predicted model, not a curated record.
AUGGCGCCGACUAGAUACACGCAGGGACACCAACCGACCGAAGGUCCAGCUGGAGACGGGCAUGCACUGGCUGCAAGAGAUUCUGACAGCGUAGUGCAGGGCUACGGCGCCAGCUCCUACGAUGAUGGCCACUACCAGUCAUCCAGCUACAAUGCUGGGGAUAAUGGGCAGAAGGGGGCAGAUGAUGGUUCCUACACUGCCAAGACGGGUAGCACCACACGACAGGACUCGUCACUAGAUACUGCUGAGCAGGCCAGCAAGGGAAGCCAACAGGCUUCAGGAUACCAGCAGGAUCAACAGAACACUGGCUCUCAAAGCUACGGCUCUCAAUACAGUGGAUCCCAGUACGGCAGCUCGCGGGACACCGGUUCUCAGAACACUGGCACUUACAGCGGCUCUCAGUAUAGCGGAUCUCAGAACACCAACUCGCAGAACAGCGGGUCGCAAAACACUGGCUCCCAGAGCAGUGGUUCUCAGAGCGGGUCCGAUAGCGGAUCUCAAAGCGGAUGGCAAAGCGGCUCCCACAAUACUGGCUCGUACCAGCAGAAUUCCAACGCCCAGAAUGCCGGUCAGGAAAAAAGCCAACAAGGGGCGUCCAACAGUGGCUAUUCCCAGUCAGGACAGGCCAUUUCGGCGCAGCAACAAGCGCACUCUGACACGGCCAACACCAAUAGUCAACAGCAAAGCUCCUGGUCGCAGCAGAACGCAAAGGACUCCCAGUCUCAGCCAAGCCAGCAAAACCCGUCGAACGCCAACCAUGAACAGUCUUCCUACAACAACAACCAAGCUGUGAAAUCGAGCCACGAGCAACAAGACAACGCCGCGGACUUGUCGGACGAGCACCGGACAGAAAAGACACAAAAAAACGAGGCCCACAACCUAUCCAAUCACCAUGCUACCCCGGCUGAAACCGUGCAAACAGCUCAGCAACCCACACCUACGCUUCCCACGGUGACCACGGUGACCAUGCACCCAACAUCGAGCUUCACAACCUCGGCGGCUACAACGGCGAGCACCCAUACUACUUUGCCUAGCACCACGUCCACAUCCUCGGCCACAUCAUCGCCGACACCUGCCGCAGCGAAAGACUCGGACGAUGGGUCAUAUCACAAAGCAACUGGGGCACUUGCUGGUCUUCUUGGUGUUGCACUUGUCGCAGGAUUUGUGAUCUUCUGGAUCGCCAGGAGAAAGCGACAGCAGAAGCGCGAAGCGCAUCGAUCUAAGAUGGUCCAUGAUGCCUUCCGCCAAUCCCAUGUCGACAGCAAGCAGCGUAGUGCGCCAUUCUGCACCAACUUCCUCGGGACCGCUGUUGGGACUGGUGUGAGCGCGCUGAGCGCGGUUCGCCGCUCCCUCGCCAUGCCAAAGCUUAACCAUCACCAGCAAUCGGAGAAGGAACCCAUGCCGGAGCAGGGCCAUAUCCACCAUCCCUGCGACGAUGGUAUCUACGUCCGUGGCGUUGAUGUAGAAGACAGAUCCGGUCAAGACUCUGAUCGGAAUGACUCUAUUGCGGCAGAGAAAGCGGCUAACAACGAGUCUACUCCGACCCUCGUUGUGUCGCCAAGCGAAAGCAUGGCACGAGAUCAAACCCCAACCGUUCGGCGCGUGGUAUCUGGUCGGCCUCAGAUGGAAAGCUCCGAAUCAAUUGAACCGAAGUCCGGACUCUCGCACAACACUCAGGAGAGCGAGGCGGAGCCAAGUGAAAAAGCCCAGGAAACCAGCCCUAGUACCCCCUCUUCGCCCCCGUCCAAUGGAGUUGCAGACAAUGCAGCCCAAGAAAAUGGACACUCUCCGCGCACUGGCAAUGGGCAGAACCUGUUGGCAAUUACCAGUAUGGUACCGUCUUCCUCCAGCAUCUAUCGGGUUGAGAUUGCGUUCCAACCGAAGAAGGUCGGACAACUGGAUCUCCGUGAAGGCCAAUCUAUUAUCAUCCGUCAAUCUUUUGACGAUGGAUGGGUUCUCUGUAUCCCGGCAAUUGGUGGCCAAGAAGGUCUGGCACCUCGUGCCUGUCUGUCACCAUGGCCCAUCAAGAAUGCCUCGUCGACCAGCUCUUCUAAUUACAAUCUGAGCGAUGGGUCACAGACACCAGAGUCUCCCAGCAUACCCGGGACACCACGGUUCUACUCGCACUUCUACUCUGCUAGGAGUGUAACUCAAUGA